AUUCGUUGUCAGUAAUCUUGGCCUUGGCGACGCUCAGUAUACUCAGAAUGUUGUGGAAAGUGCAAAUGACCUCAUCAAGGACUGGAUGAACUUCACAGCACAAGACAUGGACAAGCUAAUCAUGUCUCUGUACGAGUUAAUUGGAAGUUUUGACGAAGAGGAAGAACUUGCCUGGUUUGGGUUAUCUGAGAAGUGGGAAGUAAGAGCUGAGUACCAGCAUCUUCGCCCCAAGGGUUUCAGUAAUAUGACGCCAGAUCAAAGGCAAGGAGAAAUCACCAAGAUGAGAAAGAUCCGUCCAGAUGCUACUGCAUAUAACAAUUGCAAAUCCUUCAAAUUCAGUAGUCCUCAAGCACCAGAAUAG
This is a messenger RNA of Paramuricea clavata, 361 nucleotides long. The record is from the annotation of a GenBank genome assembly. NCBI's taxonomy places the organism in Eukaryota, Metazoa, Cnidaria, Anthozoa, Malacalcyonacea, Plexauridae.